CUUGCCAAAGCGAAAUCCAUCGCAGAGAAUGCAAUUGAACGGACACUUUCACAUCGAACAACGCAAUCCACGCUGACUCCUGGUCCUCCUCCCGAUGGCGGUAUACAGGCUUGGACGCAGGUAAUUUGUGCCUGGUUGGCGAUCUUGAAUACAUGGGGAUUCGUAAAUUCUUUCGGAGCAUUCCAAACGUACUACGCAAGCAUUCUGCCACAGACGCCGUCAACCAUAUCGUGGAUUGGCAGUACACAAGCCUGCCUGUUGUUCGCACUGAGCAUAUUCUCCGGGCGCGCACUAGAUGCAGGACUAUUCAGACCAACCGUCAUCAUCGGUAUUGCGAUCCAACUCGUGGGAAUAUUCACAAUGAGCGUGUCUCAUAACUACUGGCAGCUGCUUUUAACCCAGGGAAUAUGCACUGGAAUAGGAGGAGGAAUAUUCUUCGUCCCGACAAUGGGCAUUGUGAGCACUUACUUUGCUAAAAGAAGGGGUCUCGCUCUGGCCGUUGUGUCGAGCGGCAACUCCAUGGGCGGCGUUGUAUACCCAAUUCUGGUCAGGCAGCUCUUGGGUAGGAUUGGAUUUGGCUGGACGGUGAGGGUACUGGGUUUCGUCAAUGUCGUGAGCCUUGCUGUGGUUAUUGCUUUUAUGAGACCUCGAUUGCCACCGCGGAAGACGGGGCCAAUCGUUGACAUGGAUGCGUUCACAGAUAUUCCCUAUUUACUGCACAUUGGUGGUAUGCUCUUCAUCAUGGCACCAGUGUAUUUUGUCUUCUACUAUGUCGGAUCGUUCGCCAGAGACAAACUCGACAUGUCCUACAAUGCCUCUCUGAACCUCGUCAUGAUCAUCAACGGCGCCGGUGUUCCCGGGCGCAUCAUCCCCGGCUACCUCGCCGACCGGUUCACCGGCGUCAUCAACAUGUUCAUCCUCUGCCUCAUGUCCAACCUGGUUGUCUCCUGGUCAUGGCUCGCCAUAGACUCAAUACCGUCCUAUUACGCAUACGUGACGAUCUAUGGCAUUCUCAUCGCAUCGUUCCAGGGCCUGUUUCCGUCGACCGUCGCGGCGUAUAGCAAUGAUAUUACGAAGACGGGUACGCGACUUGGGAUGGCGUUUACGGUUAUUGGGUUUUCGGCGCUCGUGGGCGGCCCGAUAUCUGGGGCGUUGCUGAGAGCUGGGGGAGGAUAUGUCGCGCCUAUAUGUUGGAGUAGUGCCAGUCAGACUGUGGGCAUUGGGUUGAUAGUCGCGGCAAGAGUGCGGAAGCAUGGAUGGAGGCAGGUUAAGAAGUGCUAG
This is a messenger RNA of Aaosphaeria arxii CBS 175.79, 1281 nucleotides long. Its product is annotated as MFS general substrate transporter. NCBI's taxonomy places the organism in Eukaryota, Fungi, Ascomycota, Dothideomycetes, Pleosporales. Gene Ontology annotation, molecular function: transmembrane transporter activity. Gene Ontology annotation, cellular component: fungal-type vacuole membrane. Gene Ontology annotation, biological process: transmembrane transport. The annotation marks the transcript as partial. The transcript has 2 exons. The record is from RefSeq and is a predicted model, not a curated record.